Messenger RNA from Heteronotia binoei (common prickly gecko), 1461 nucleotides. Its product is annotated as vomeronasal type-2 receptor 26-like. Gene Ontology annotation, cellular component: membrane. Bases 1 to 1461 code for a protein of 486 amino acids. The record is from RefSeq and is a predicted model, not a curated record. Gene Ontology annotation, biological process: G protein-coupled receptor signaling pathway. Gene Ontology annotation, molecular function: G protein-coupled receptor activity. The transcript is spliced from 4 exons. NCBI's taxonomy places the organism in Eukaryota, Metazoa, Chordata, Lepidosauria, Squamata, Gekkonidae.
AUGACACCACAAAUUGAUUUUUCACUGACAAGUCUUCAGAGGGAAUGGGAUUUUGAGUUCUUCUACGGAACCAUUUCCUUCACAUUUCACUCAAAUGAACCUCCUGGCUUCCAGAACUUUCUUCAAGAUGUAAAGCCCUUUGAGAAACAAGAGAAUGGUUUUCUCAAGGUUUUCUGGGAGCAGGCAUUUGACUGUUUCUAUCCCAAUCCCCAGGAGCCAAUGGCCAUCAGUGAAACAUGUACUGGGGAGGAGAGGUUGGAGAGUCUUCCUAGUUCCCUUUUUGAAAUGGGCAUGACUGGUCACAGUUACAGCAUUUACAAUGCAGUCUAUGCCAUAGCACAUGCUGUUCAUGUGCUGUACUCAUCCCAAUUCAAUCACAGGGCAAUAGACAGUGGUGGAAUAAUGGAACUUUAUGAUGUCCAACCUUGGCAGACAUGGCCCCUUUCUCUGUGUAGCGAUUACUGCAAACCUGGCUAUCGUAAGAAAAAGAGGGAAGGGCAGCCAUUUUGCUGCUAUGAUUGUGUUCCAUGCCCAGGAGGGAAGAUUUCAAUCCAAACAAAUAUGGACAAUUGCAUCAAAUGCCACAGUGAUCAAUAUCCAAGCAAAAACAAAGACGGAUGCAUCGCCAAGACAUUAAGCUUCUUGUCUUUUGAAGAACCUUUAGGAAUUAGUUUGGCUUCCAUAGCUGUCUGUUUUUCCCUCAUCACAGCCACAGUGCUAGGAAUCUUCAUUAAGCACAAAGACACCCCCAUCGUCAAAGCCAACAACCGGGAGAUCACCUACAUACUUCUCAUUGCUCUCCUGCUCUGCUCACUUUCUUCUCUUCUAUUCCUUGGCCGACCAAUGAAGGUGACCUGCUUCCUCCGACAGCCUGCUUUCGGCAUCAUCUUCUCAGUGGCUGUUUCCUGUGUUUUGGCCAAAACCAUUACUGUGGUUGUAGCUUUCAUGGCCACCAAACCAGGGUCCAGCAUGAGGACAUUGGUGGGGAAAUGGCUGGCUAACUCCAUCAUCCUUUCCUGUUCCCUUGUUCAAGCCACCAUUUCUAUGGUAUGGCUGGCAACCUCACCACCUUUUCCUGAUUUUGACACAGAGUCUUUGACCCAAAGUAUCAUACUAGAAUGUAACGAGGGGUCUGUCACUAUGUUUUAUAUUGUCUUGGGCUACAUGGGGCUUUUAUCUCUCAUCAGCUUGACUGUGGCUUUUCUAGCCAGGAAGUUGCCGGACAGUUUUAAUGAAGCCAAGUUCAUCACUUUCAGCAUGCUGAUCUUUUGUAGUGUUUGGGUCUCUUUUGUUCCAGCCUAUCUGAGCAGCAAAGGGAAAUCCAUGGUCGCUGUGGAGAUCUUUUCUAUUUUGGUGUCUAGUGCUGGAUUACUAGGCUGUAUCUUUUCCCCCAAAUGCUACAUCAUUGUAUUGAGACCUGAGCUGAACAGUUUCAACCACAUUCAGAAUGUUCUUUAUUAA